Molecule: messenger RNA, 798 nt
Organism: Trypanosoma theileri
Lineage: Eukaryota; Euglenozoa; Kinetoplastea; Trypanosomatida; Trypanosomatidae
Exons: 1
Source: RefSeq, a predicted model, not a curated record
AUGAUGUCUCGUGUGUUGUGUUUUCUCGGUUUGCUGUUGAGUGUUGUCUCUUUGUGUGUGACAGCUGAGGCGGUUUCUGAUUCUCUCGCAGUUGAUUCUGCUGGUACUUGUGCUGAAGGGACUGAUUCUCCUAAUGAUGGUAGAAAGUGUUCGUCUCCUGCUGUUUCACAACCACAACCACUUCCUGCUGGCUCUCAUCCUCCACCUCUUACUGAUGUUGGUAUUCGGGGCGAUGAAGCUUGUCCUGAAGGCGGUGUUGGUUCACAGUGCUCGAAUAAAACUUGGGAACGUGAAGCUGCUCGUACUGAUGAUUGUUUGGAAUCUCAGGGGAAAGGCACUUGCGUAACUAAGGAUCGUGACACUGACAGCAGUUGCCCUGAAGGUUCCGAUCUUCAAUGUUCUCCAACCAGUCUAACGGAACAGAAUCCACAAGGUGAUCCCGGUUCUACUGGUACUAUUGGUCCUGCUGUUUCUCCAGUUCCUUGUCCUGCUCCUGAUGGUGCUACUAGCGCUCCUUGUCCUACUGUUGCUAGUAGUUCAUCUGGUGAGGGUACUCAUAUUCAACUUCAAACUAAGCCUUCCGUGCAAACGCUUGCACCAGCUGAAACAGCAACACCUGCCGGAAGUAUUGCUCAAGAAGGCCCUCUACCUCCUUCCGAUGAACCUGGUACUGAAGCUUCUGAUUCUCCCGGUAAAGGAGCUGGAGCUGGUGCUGCCGGUUCUGACGCUGCUGCCUCUGAGAGGAGUGGUGGUGCUGCUCCAGCAGGAGAUCCGCAAUCUGGAGAGAGUGGAAGAAAU